Messenger RNA from Purpureocillium lilacinum, 2358 nucleotides. RefSeq lists its product as uncharacterized. The record is from RefSeq and is a predicted model, not a curated record. Lineage: Eukaryota; Fungi; Ascomycota; Sordariomycetes; Hypocreales; Ophiocordycipitaceae.
AUGCCAAACACUGCGGACGAUACGAGCGCCUCGUCGGCUAAGCGAACCGACAACGGCGCGCCGCUCAUGGGAUCGCCCUCGGCGAGCCUUCGGACGCCAGACCAGACCGUCACCACGGCGGACGACGACAUGCUGACGGUGGACUUUUCGUCGACGCCCCUCGCGGGAGCUGCUCGCGCCGCCAGGCUUCGCCAGAUGACUGAGAAACAUCCCGCAUUCGAAAAUUGCCAGCGCAUCCAGCGCAUCCUCGCAGCCGUGCAAAGCGCCAUCCUCCGCACCGCGCCGGCGGGCGUGGAGUCCGCCUCGCUCGCCAACCAACUCCACGAUGUCGGUACACUCGUCAACCAGGAGACGGCGCAGCUCGUCGAGGCGGUGGUGACCUUGAGCCUGGACCAGGAGGACACGGACAAGGCCAUCGCACGCAUCAGCAUCUCGGCGAACCUCGCGAGCGCCAGGACGGACGACCAGGCGCAGACCAUCAGCCAGCUCACUGCCGAGCUGGCUGCCGAGAAGACCAAGUGCGAACAGGCGGAGGCGAGCGCCAAGAAGACGGGGGCGGUCCUUGAAGAGCUCAUGACAGAGGUGAAAGUGAUCAAGGAUACUAUGACGGAUGCCUGGCAGACGAGCCCGUCCCAGGCUGGGCUGGUCAAGGUGAGCAAGCUGGGUGGCAGCGGCACCAUGACCACUGCCGAAUGUCUAGGGACUCACAUGAAUAUGCAGGUUCUGGCCCCGUCCAUCGACAGCAUUGAGCGGCAGCUCUAUGCAAAUAUUCCCCCGGGAGCCAACGAGGCAAGCAGCACUCCCCUCGCCAGUUCCCUAUUCACCUCAGAGCCCGCCCGGACUUCACGUGCACAGAGAGCCGCAUCUCCUAUCAAAGAGGAAGAGGAUGGCCCGACGGCCGGCGCCUUCGAGAGGCAGACCCGAGACUUGGGUUUGAUCUCCCGCUCAACUUUUGAAAACGUGCCGAUCCGCCCUGCUACAGCGUUCCAGCCCAUGGCUCGCUCGCCGCCCGUUCUCGCACCACCCAGGUUCGGAAACGCUCUCCAAGCCCAAGGCAUGCCUCCGCGUGGCCCCUCUGCGCUCUCGCAGGAGCGUCGCCUCGCCCCCCGGAAUAUGGGACAGCAAGCGUACCGCGCCGUCUCGGGAGGGAACGCGAGCAACGUGACGAACUCGGCAUUCGCGCCUCUCACCGCGCCUGGGCCUGGCAACUUUCAGCCGCUCCCGCGAUACCGUCCCACCGCGCCAGAGUUCUACCCCUCGACGAGCUUCGCCACGGCUCAAGCUCAACCUCAGGGUGGUGUUGCCAUCACCCGCCCUGGCAGUGCGUUCGGCCACCGCUCCCAGCUCCAAGUCACGACGCCCACGUCCGGUGGCCGCAACAGGAGCAACAGCCGCUACGGCCGCGCCCCGGAGAGCAUCCCUGCCGGAAACAUUGAGUCCCCCUCUCCAUCGUUUGCCCUCAUGUCCCGCGCCUCCAGCAGCAACCUCGCCAGGCCCAUCGCCGCGGCACCCAACCAGCUUACGCCGCAGGUCGUCUCUGCGUGGAACGAGCGCAUCAUGGACUUUUACGGCAAAAUCCGCACCUUCGUUGAGCGGCACGCCUCGGACGCUGAGCGCGGGCCCCUGGCACACGUGGCGGGAACGAGUCUCUGGCACACGCUGCUGGCCACGUACCGCCCCCUUUCCGAUUCGGAGGCGGCGUCGUAUCUUGAGUUUCACCUCCGCAACGAAAACUCCAAGGCAUGCGUCGUGACGCGCCUGAUCAUUGACUAUGUCGUUAACCGCGUGUGGGUGCCUGUCGCGUGGGCGGGCUCAGACAGCCAGACGACUUGUGAGUUGAUGGACUUGAGCCACGAGCUUGAGGCCACGGCGGGCCAGCCGUCGUCAGCGCGCCAGCCCCUGCUCAACCGCCAGGCGGCGAUCAUAAACCACGUGCUCAGGAACGAACAAGGCACUACGUUGCACCAGUCCCGCGUCUCUGAGACGACGCGCUCGCUGUACGCAGCUCUCCAGCCGCUCAUGAACAAGCACAGUGGCAUCAACAGCGCUAUGUCCGCCGCAGCAGCAGUGGAGGAGGCGCGGUGCGACCUCGCUGCCGUGGCCGAGUCUGCGUGGGACAUCUCGGCCAAGAUGUUGACGAGCCGACUGAUGUUCGACUUCCGCUUCCCCGAGAUCAGUAGCCGCUUCUCGUCGCAGAGCAUGCUGCCCAUCUGGCCGCACACUGAUCCCGCGGAGCUGCAGGCCAAGCACUUUCGGGUCGCGCUCGUCGCGACGCCCGUCAUUACGUGCCGCAACGAGACGGGCAUGGGGAUCUCGGCGCACUCGAUUGCGCUGGCCGAUGUCUUCUGCAUGCAGUAG